Acanthopagrus latus (yellowfin seabream) is the source of this 3480-nucleotide messenger RNA. Its product is annotated as mucin-3A-like. Lineage: Eukaryota; Metazoa; Chordata; Actinopteri; Spariformes; Sparidae. The record is from RefSeq and is a predicted model, not a curated record. The coding region runs from base 130 to 3300 and encodes 1056 amino acids. Gene Ontology annotation, molecular function: RNA polymerase II cis-regulatory region sequence-specific DNA binding; DNA-binding transcription factor activity, RNA polymerase II-specific. The transcript is spliced from 16 exons. Gene Ontology annotation, biological process: regulation of transcription by RNA polymerase II.
GGGAGGAAAUCAAUCCAUGGACCUCGUUAGCCUCGGGCUCAGGAGCAAUUGCUUCGUAGCAAUUCGCUUCAUGGCCUUAAGGUGGCUGAGUUGAUCAUUAGCAGGCUACAAAUUUAGUUUUGAGUGGCGAUGGAGGAGCUCCGCGACAAAGACUUUGACUGUCCAAGCCUUCUGUGUGAUGAAGAACUGGAAGACUUGGAAACAAAGAACAGCCGAGGGAUCACGGGGAAGAGGAGGGAUGGAGAGGGGGAAGUGUUUAAUCAAAGGGAGGAUGAAGAGGCGGGAGGCGAGACAGGAAGUGAAAAUAAGGAUGAGGAGGACAAAGAAACACAAGCUGGCAGUAAACAUGAGGUGACAGCGGUGAGCUUAGAGGACAGCUCGGCUCUGUCGGAGCCUCCCAUUGGAGUGAUGAGCAGCCAUGACCUGUCUGAUACUGUCCAUUUGGGUUGUGAGGGGACUUGGCUGUACUGCCCCCCAGUUCCUGCUCCCGUGAUGUACUCCUCACAACCUCCAGUCCCGCCAUGCAGCCCCAUGCUUCCCCACGGUCUCCCUGAGCAGGGCCCGCAGCCUCUUGAGAGGGAGGAUGAAGAGGCAGGAGGCGAGACAGGGAGUGAAAAUAAGGAUGGGCAGGAGGAGAAGAAGAAAGAGACACAAACUGGCAGUAAACAUGAGGUGACAGCGGUGAGCUCAGAGGACAGCUCGGCUCUGUCGGAGCCUCCCAUUGGAGUGAUGAGCAGCCGUGACCAUUCUGAUACUGUCCAUCUGGGUUGUGAGGGGACUUGGCUGUACUGCCCCCCAGUUCCUGCUCCCGUGAUGUACUCCUCACAACCUCCAGUCCCGCCACACAGCCCCAUGCUUCCUCACAGUCCCCCCGAGCAGGGCCCGCAGCCUCUUAAGAUGGAGAUAACUCAGGUCUACUCCAUCCAGCGCUCCAUCCUCUACAGCACUACGGGUGGAGACCACAGCGUGAGCUUCUCUCAGGUGCCGGGGUCAGAGACUGUGGACAGCUGCCCACCGCCACCUGCAAAGAAGAAGAGAACACGAAUACUCUACAGUGCUGAUCAGUUAGCGUAUUUAGAGGCCUUGUUCCUGGAAGACCAGUAUCCUGAUGUAGCGAAGAGGAAGGUCAUCGCUGCUGCAGUUGGUGCCACACCUGAAAGAAUUAUGAUCUGGUUUCAGAACCAAAGGGCAAGAUGGAAGAAAGCGCAGCGCUCCAUCACAGCAAAGGUUGAACACAGACAGAGUAGAGCUGGAUAUAACAGCAGCCCCACACAUCAACCAGUUAACUCCACCAUACCCACACAGGCACCUAACAGUAAGGGAGCUCCCUCUUUUUCUGGUAACUUUGCCACCAAGGUGCCCCAACUCACCUCCACAGCACCUUCUUUCCCCACCCUGUCCAGCCAGACUGUGCCCUCCCACAGCAACCUGCAAGCCAGCCUCAGCAGCCCGGGCCAAUCCAGGAUGAGAGAUGGGGGCCAGCACCAGCUUUCAUCUCAGGGGGAGUUGGCAGAGUACCACCCACACCCCAUGCACUGCCCUACCCCACAGCACCGAGCCAGUGCCCCCCUUUUCACAAUAACCUACAACCCUGCCAACCUGAUUCCACCCUUCGUUCACAUCCUGGCCCACACCCCACCUCUGUUCCUGGAUGCUGUGGAGGCUGGCUCCUCCUUGGCCCAUCAUGACUCCCAGUCUCUGCAGACAGACACCAGUAAGGGAGCUCCCUCUUUUUCUGGUAACUUUGCCACCAAGGUGCCCCAACUCACCUCCACAGCACCUUCUUUCCCCACCCUGUCCAACCAGACUGUGCCCUCCCACAGCAACCUGCAGGCCAGCCUCAGCAGCCCAGGCCAAUCCAGGAUGAGAGAUGGGGGCCAGCACCAGCUUUCAUCUCAGGGGGAGUUGGCAGAGUACCACCCACACCCCAUGCACAGCCCUCCCCCACUGCACCGAGCCAGUCCCCCCGUUUUCACAGCGACCUACAACCCUGCCAACCUGAUUCCACCCCUCGUUGACACCCUGGCCCACACCCCACCUCUGUUCCUGGAUGGUAUGGAGGCUGGCUCCUCCUUGGCCCAUCGUGACUCCCAGUCUCUGCAGACAGACACCAGUAAGGGAGCUCCCUCUUUUUCUGGUAACUUUGCCACCAAGGUGCCCCAACUCACCUCCACAGCACCUUCUUUCCCCACCCUGUCCAACCAGACUGUGCCCUCCCACAGCAACCUGCAGGCCAGCCUCAGCAGCCCAGGCCAAUCCAGGAUGAGAGAUGGGGGCCAGCACCAGCUUUCAUCUCAGGGGGAGUUGGCAGAGUACCACCCACACCCCAUGCACAGCCCUCCCCCACUGCACCGAGCCAGUCCCCCCGUUUUCACAGCGACCUACAACCCUGCCAACCUGAUUCCACCCCUCGUUGACACCCUGGCCCACACCCCACCUCUGUUCCUGGAUGGUAUGGAGGCUGGCUCCUCCUUGGCCCAUCGUGACUCCCAGUCUCUGCAGACAGACACCAGUAAGGGAGCUCCCUCUUUUUCUGGUAACUUUGCCACCAAGGUGCCCCAACUCACCUCCACAGCACCUUCUUUCCCCACCCUGUCCAACCAGACUGUGCCCUCCCACAGCAACCUGCAGGCCAGCCUCAGCAGCCCAGGCCAAUCCAGGAUGAGAGAUGGGGGCCAGCACCAGCUUUCAUCUCAGGGGGAGUUGGCAGAGUACCACCCACACCCCAUGCACAGCCCUCCCCCACUGCACCGAGCCAGUCCCCCCGUUUUCACAGCGACCUACAACCCUGCCAACCUGAUUCCACCCCUCGUUGACACCCUGGCCCACACCCCACCUCUGUUCCUGGAUGGUAUGGAGGCUGGCUCCUCCUUGGCCCAUCGUGACUCCCAGUCUCUGCAGACAGACACCAGGUCUUUCUUUGACUUUGGGGAGAAGCUCGGCGAUCUGACUUCAAGCCAGCAGAACAACAACCUCCCCUGUCAGCUGCAGCCCUCCUACCCCAGCAGCCAGCCCCAGCAUCAACCUCAAGCAUCUCUGCCCCACAUGGCAUACCUCACCCCCUCCUCCGACCUCACCCACACUCCCCCAGAUUCUAACCCUACAUCUUACUUGCUGCAGUCUGCAGGCCAUCAUGGUGGGAUGGCAGAGAUCACUCCAACCAGGGCUUCAUCCCUUCUGCCUUCUCAGGUCAGCCCUGCCGCUCCAGAAUGCCCUCCAGCGCCCCCUUGUGUCAAGAUUGAGAGAGAGAUUCAUAGCCAGGUCCACUUUGACUUCUCCCCACACAGAUUUUUUACUUAAUGUUUGUUCGGCUUAGUGUGUCAGCGUGUUGUGUAGGAUCUUCUGCAUGUUCUGUUUAGAUAACUAUUGGGAUGUUCAGUAGAUAUUAAUGCCAGCAUACUUGGUCUGGGUUGCAUGUGGCUUGGCUAAAAUAAAUGCUUGUUGCUCUGUUAAUCCUUUAUUAAAUAUGUAUCCAACAUA